Plasmodium knowlesi strain H is the source of this 1119-nucleotide messenger RNA. RefSeq names its product UMP-CMP kinase, putative. Bases 1 to 1119 code for a protein of 372 amino acids. Gene Ontology annotation, biological process: CDP biosynthetic process; UDP biosynthetic process. The transcript has 5 exons. The record is from RefSeq and is a predicted model, not a curated record. NCBI's taxonomy places the organism in Eukaryota, Apicomplexa, Aconoidasida, Haemosporida, Plasmodiidae. Gene Ontology annotation, molecular function: ATP binding; UMP kinase activity. Gene Ontology annotation, cellular component: cytoplasm; nucleus.
AUGAAAUACAAAAGGAUUUACGCAGGAGUGUUCUUCUCCGUCGUAUCCAAUUUUUCCAAAGUCCUGGUUCACAAUUUUAUUUACCUGAAGAACGAAAAAGCUAUUUCCUCAAGUGCUAGUGCAGCAAAUGCUUUUUGCCACAGGGGGGGCACAGCAAGAAGGCAUUUUAAAACUGCACGAGAAAAACACACAGUGUCCAACGGGCUCUACAAAUUCAGUCCCUUGGGGGGAAGAGCACACUUUCACAGAGAUAGAAAUCUUGAGGAGAAAUUCUUUGCCAGCAAUUUCUUUGCUAUGGGUAAAGAUCAACCUUUUGUGAUAUUCAUGCUCGGAGGGCCAGGCAGCGGAAAGGGAACGCAGUGCAAAUUGAUCCAAGACAAAUUUGAUUUUGUUCAUAUCAGUGCAGGUGACUGCUUGAGGGAGUAUCUAAUAAAAUGUGAGAAGGGCGAAGUAGAUACGAAGCAUCAGGAUGUCGUCGAGGACUGCAUAAAUAAUGGAAAAAUAGCGCCCGUCAAAAUAACCCUAGAACUGAUGAAAAUCAAAAUGGAGAACGAAAUUGAAAAGAGGAAGAAGAAGGAAAAGGAGGAAACCCAAACGAGCGAACCGACGAAGUUACAAGACCAAGAAGAAAAAAAAAGCUUCUCAUUCGACGUGUUCGAUGAUAGCAUAAAGUUAAAAAACGAUAAUCUUGAUUACUAUUACGAGAAACUGAAAUACCAAAAUGGCAUACACGAAAACGAACACGUGCAGAAAAUCUUGCAGAGAAAUAAGUUUAACCAAAAGGCAAAGUACAAGUUUAUAAUAGAUGGGUUUCCGAGAAAUUAUGAUAAUUUUGAUGGCUGGAUGAACAUAAUAGGAAAUUACGCCUACGUGCACUUGUGUCUGUUCCUUUACUGUGACGAGGACACGAUGAUUAAGCGGUGCAUGAAUCGGGGGCUUAUGUGCGGCAGAGUAGACGACAACAUGGACACCCUGCGGAAGCGCUUCGAGACACACAAAAACGGCUGCAUGCCAAUCAUCAACAUUUUCUUAAAUGAAAACAAAUGCAUCUUCAUCAAUGCAAAUAAAAACAUCGAAGAAGUUUGGAACGACAUACAAUACGUGUUCACGAAUAUGUAG